Drosophila guanche is the source of this 2566-nucleotide messenger RNA. RefSeq names its product protein yippee-like CG15309 (gene Ypel). The coding region runs from base 514 to 858 and encodes 114 amino acids. The record is from RefSeq and is a predicted model, not a curated record. NCBI's taxonomy places the organism in Eukaryota, Metazoa, Arthropoda, Insecta, Diptera, Drosophilidae. The transcript has 3 exons.
CUGUUAGGUGCAAGUGCAAAUCGAAUGCUGUUAAUGAACAGGUGCUGUUAAAGGCAGAAUAUGAGCGCAGCGCAAACAAAUGCGAAAUAGAAACAAUGCAAACUUCUGCUUCAGCAUUAAAGUGAAGAAACGGCUUUGGCUGUCGGGGAAAUUCGAUAUAACAUAACUUGGAAUUGGAAGGGCCAGACAAAGGCAUCGUCGUCGUUGUCGUCAUCAUCUCGGUAUCAGCAGCGGGACGGGAACGCCACUGUAAUCGUUCAAUGACAGCAGCCGCAGCAGUUUCUGCUGCUGCCUUCGCCGCUGCAGCAGAGAGCAGUUAACGCCCGAGCAGCGGGUCCCAGGUCCAUCUGAGAGAGCAGAGACUGUGUCCGUGGUCUUUUGGUCGUGGCCCAAGCAGAGGCCAUCGAGAAAUUCAAAAGAUCCAAAGAGAAAAGAGAACAAAAGGCAAAUUGAAUAUUGGAACGCCCAAGUGCUGAAGCCUCUGAAGAAGGAACUCUUUCAGCAGCAGAAAAAAUGGUGAAAACGUUUCAGGCCUAUCUACCGUCCACCAAUCGGACCUACUCAUGUGUUCACUGCCGCGCCCACCUCGCCUCCCACGACGAACUCAUCUCAAAGUCGUUUCAGGGCAGCCAGGGCCCGGCCUACCUCUUCAACUCGGUGGUGAACGUGGCCUGUGGCCAGACGGAGGAGCGGGUCCUACUGACGGGACUCCACGCCGUCGCCGACAUCUACUGCGAGUGCUGCAAGACGCCGCUGGGCUGGAAGUAUGAGCACGCCUAUGAGUCCAGCCAGAAGUACAAGGAGGGGAAGUUCAUUAUCGAGCUGGCGCACAUGAUCAAGGAGAACGGCUGGGACUGAACACUCACGUGCAGUGCGAAUUGGCGGAUGUCAGGCAGCCGUCGGCAUGGGUUAAAGCAGCAAAAUGGCCGAAACAGCAGCAUCAACAGCAACAACAAAGGAAACACACACACAAAAACACACAGCGUGGACAACGAGUGGGAGGCGUUGGAAGAAGUGCGAGUGCGAGCAUGAGCGGAAUAGCUGUUCCUUUCCCUUAAGUGAAAUGCAAAUGCAAUGUGCGAGAGGGAUGGAUUGUGUUGAUGCUCAACAGAGGUCGAGUAACAGUUGUAACGAGAAAGAGCUGAGAUCAGCGAGAGAACGCGAAGGCAAUGAUCAGGCAGUUGUGUAGGGUCAAGGGCAAGGGCAAAGGCAAGGCAAGGUCAAGGGAAAGGCAGCCGGCAGUGGAGAAAGUAAAUUCGAUACACACUUGAGCGAGAGAGUUAUAUGGUACCAGAGUACAUAUAAGUACAUGUGUAUGCUAUUAGUGCACAAAUCGUCGUAUCUAAUGCAAACAUAACACAACCCACCCACAUGAACACACACACUAACGCCGAUAUGUACAUACAUACAUAAAUACAUAUUUUCACAUAAAAGGAUAAAAACACGCUUAAAUGGCCCUAUGGGCAAUCUCUGCGCCGGCUGCAGUGUGCCUGUUUGGAGCUGUAUAUGUAUGUAUGUAUGUAUGUACAUGUGUGUGUAUGUAUGUACAUACUUUUACAUCAAGCUUUUGAGCAUUCUCAUAAUUUCAUCUCGCUUUUUGUUCGCAUUAACUGCCUUUCCCCUCAUUAAUAAUUCAAUUAAUGCAAUGAAGAAGCUGAUGGACUUACAUUCGAUUUAUGUUCAGUCAAUCAGUUGAACGGGUUGAACUACAUACAGACAGACACACACUCAUACACUCAUACAUCCACACACAUUCAUGCGCAUACACAACAACUUGCACUGCCAAAAAACAGGAUAAAUGUUUAGCAAUAAAAUUAAAUUGAUCAUUAGAACACAAGGCAUGCAAAGAAAACAAAAAUCGGGAAUCGGAAUCUACACUUGCAUGAACAAGCAUAGACAUACUCAGGCGACACACACACCCAAACACACACACACACACACAUUUUCAACAUAGUUGGUAUUUAAAAAUGUAAUUAAAAUUAAUUAUUUAAUGCAAUUUACCAGGAAAGAAAUGUGAGAUAGACAUAAACUGAAAAAUUGAAUAACGUUCGUUUAUAACUGAACGCUGAACAGCAAAUGCGUAACGCACGUGUACGAAAAGCCGAGAACGAGAACGAUGUGGAGAUCCCACAAAAAUGGUCUGAACGGUGAGAUUCGAAAUUGCUCCCAGUGGAAUUUAAUGCAAUGAUGUUUGGAUUUCGUGUGAAUCCACUCAAUCGAAACGCAAUGGGCGAGAUGUGAAUAGAAAGAAAUAAAAUACCAGGCAUAACUAAUAAACAAAAAAAUCCAAUAUAAAUAUUUAUUUAUGUAUAUGAGGAAACUGCGCAUUUAUGUCGCAAAUAAUGUAUAAUAUUCGAAGGGGAAACGAGAAAGCGAAAGCGAAAGAAAGAAUGGAGAAAAUAUUUUUAAUGGAAGCAAAUUAUAAAAAUAAUGUAUGGAAAAAUAACUGCCAAGAACUAUUCAAGUUAAAAGAUGUUCUCUAAGUAGUUAUAUAAAUGUAUAUGAGAAGCAUAUUUUUUGGUAGCGUUAAAAUACCUUAAAAGUAUAAUGACAACAAACAAAAUAU